This is a messenger RNA of Monosiga brevicollis MX1, 1483 nucleotides long. RefSeq lists its product as uncharacterized. The coding region runs from base 89 to 1483 and encodes 464 amino acids. The transcript is spliced from 2 exons. The record is from RefSeq and is a predicted model, not a curated record. NCBI's taxonomy places the organism in Eukaryota, Choanoflagellata, Craspedida, Salpingoecidae.
UCCUCACGUUGAUGCAGCUGUGUCUUGCCUCCAGUGGUGAUGACGCCCUUCUUCAUGUGACCCCUUGCUUCGAUUUGUAAAGAUCGCCAUGGAUGUUCUCAUGGGUCUGGGUGGAGGGGGCGUGGUGCUCGUUGCCUUGGUUGUGGCGGUCGCCAUGUGUCUGGGUCAAGGUCGGAACGUGCCACCCAAAAAGCGCAUGGCGCGCGCCAUUCGUCGUGCCUUCCCAAACGGCAUGCCUAUUUUCUUUCAUGGCCCCAUCAACCGCGACGUGACCAUCAGUCGCAUUGCCGCAUAUGGCGGCGAUCCCCCGGAGGGUGCAUUUCUGUUGCGUGUCAAGGAGCCACAGGAACACCAGCAUGAGGUGGUCUUUUGCAUUUCCUCCGUUGUUGAAAGCAGCGCCUCUGGCAAGCCACUGGCCCAGCGCGUCCUCCAUUUUCUUGCCUUUUUCAACGCCAAGGGCAAGUUUCGAGUGGUUGGCCGUGCCAAGGGCCAAGCCAAGGAUGAAGUGUUUUUGUUCAAUAGCAUGGAGGAGGUACUCAGUCGGUGUGGCUCCAACGACGACGACUCUUUUUUUGACACACCGCUCACGCAUCCCGUAGCCUGUGACUAUCGAGAGCUUUCUGCCUUCCGCGAUGAGCUCAACGAGCUUUUGGCCCCCCUCACCGUGGUCAUUACAUCCAACUCCCAGCCGUCUCCACAGCAAGCUCCCGAGAAUGCCACGACGAGCUUGGCGCCCGCACCCGUAUGGCACGCUAUCGACGUUCAGACCCACGAGACAGAUGACAGUGCUAGCUUACAGGCACCGGCAUCCGGCCCGUUAAGGACAAACAGGGAUGUAUACGUGACGCCGUUAUUUCAAAUCCCCGAGCCAAGGUCGUCGUCCCCGCCAUUGGGCAACUCACACGCGCUGCAGGCGACAGACGCGAGCCAGGCCAUAGACAUGCCAGACGCCACGGACCACCGCACUGUGUUUGGCACUAACCGGCCCGCCAAGGCCAAAACGAAACCCCAUCAGUAUAUCAAUACAUCUAUCCAUGCCACGAGUCAGGUCCAUGGCAUGCCGGAAGUAACGGACCAUCGCGCUGUCUUUGGCGCUAGCCGGCCCGCCAAGGCCAAACCGAGCACCCAAGAGUAUGUCGAUGUGCCUAUCCACCUCAUGGGCAAAGAGGCGAACCGGCAUGAGGCCACGGCUGCACCUACUCAAGUUGGGGCUGCUUCAAGCAGACCAAUGCUGUCUGGGAGUAUCAGCAGGCGGCCAGCUGAUCUAGAACAACCCGCGGUUUCUCGCAGCAGCGCCUACGCGCAAGUCGACGACCCGAUUUGGGCUACUCCCCCCAAAAAAGUUAACGAGGCUUUUAGCAGCUAUCUCACCCAAUCCCGUUUAUCCAUGUCGCGCGAUGAUUCUGCCCAGACGGCUCGUCAGCUUGCAAUAAGCUACGCAUCGCUGGAUGAGCAUGCAACCUAUCAGAAUAGUCGUGCGUGA